CUGUUACCCCGAGAAAGCCCCUCCCCACGGGCGGAGACGGCGCCUAGGAGUCGCCGCCCCGGCCCCACCGCUCGGCCAGUACCCCGAGGCCACGGCCGCAACGCUAAGUUCUCCAGCAGGCUCUCGUGGAGCAUGGGGUACUGAUGGCCAUGGAGGGCUACCGGGGCUUCCUGGGGCUGCUGGUGUCCGCGCUGCUCGUGGGCUUCCUGUCGGUGCUCUUCGUGCUCAUCUGGGUCCUGCACUUCCGAGAGGGGCUUGGCUGGGACGGCGGCGCGCUCGAGUUUAACUGGCACCCGGUGCUGGCGGUGACCGGCUUCGUCUUCAUCCAGGGCAUAGCCAUCAUCGUGUACAGACUGCCAUGGACCUGGAAGUGCAGCAAGCUCUUGAUGAAAUCCAUCCACGCAGGGUUAAAUGCUGUGGCUGCCAUCCUCGCCAUCAUCUCCGUGGUGGCCGUGUUUGAGUACCACGAUGUCCGAAAAAUCCCCCACAUGUACAGUCUGCACAGCUGGGUUGCACUGCCAGCCCUCAUACUCUAUAUCCUACAGCUUGUUGUAGGCUUUUUCAUCUUUCUGCUUCCAUGGGCUCCACCGUCUCUCCGGGCAAUCGUCAUGCCCAUACAUGUGUACUCCGGACUCCUCCUCUUUGGAACGGUGAUUGCAACGGUCCUCAUGGGAGUGACGGAAAAGCUGUUCUUUGCCCUGAAAAAUCCUUCAUACCACUCAUUCCCACCAGAAGGUGUUUUUACAAAUACCCUGGGCCUCCUGAUUUUGGUAUUUGGAGCGCUUAUCUUUUGGAUUGUCACCAGGCCACAGUGGAAACGCCCUAGGGAACCAGGCUCUAUCCCUCUUCAGCAAAAUGGAGGCAACGCAGAUGGAAUGGAAGGUGCCAUAGCAAUAAGCUCCGCCCACAAUAUGGAUGCAGCAGAUGCAGAGUUAAGCAGUGAGGGAGCAGCCCGGAAAAGAACCCUCAGCCUUGCUGACACUGGCCAGAGGUCCACCAUGUGAAAUGUUGAUGCAGCCUCGUAACUUCUCUUCCAAAGUCAGCCCUACAGUUUAGUUUCUCCUAUCUAGCCAUAGGUGACUUGGGUUCAUAGGCCAAUGUAUAUUGUGGUCACCAAGGAGGAUCUCCUGAGAGUAAUUGUGUUGACUGAGGCCUGUGAACUUACCAAAUGUCAAAAGGACAUGCUCAAUAUAAA
Messenger RNA from Arvicanthis niloticus (Nile rat), 1195 nucleotides. It is a transcript of the gene Cybrd1, whose product is annotated as cytochrome b reductase 1. NCBI's taxonomy places the organism in Eukaryota, Metazoa, Chordata, Mammalia, Rodentia, Muridae. Gene Ontology annotation, cellular component: lysosomal membrane. Gene Ontology annotation, molecular function: oxidoreductase activity. The record is from RefSeq and is a predicted model, not a curated record.